UGCAGCUGCUGGGAGGAACCUGAAGAGGAGCCUGGAGGAUGUAGACGCUUUAAGAUCAACAGGACCAGGAGCGAGUCUCCUCCCGUGUCAGAGCAGAAGCGGACAGCACGAGCGCGGCUCUGGUCUCUCCUCUCCUCUCUCCUCCUCUCUCCAUCUCUCCUCUGGUCUUCUGCUCGGUAUCUCAGCUCAGAGAUGACGCUCCGCUUCCACAUCACGGCGAAGAAGAAACGAAAGAUCGCGAGGCGGUUCGAUCCGGUUUACUGCUUUAAUUAAUUUUAAUUGAUGUUCCGAUUCAUCUUUAGUGAAACCUUCGGCGGAUAAAGAUGAAAUUUCCGGCGGAAAAUCAGAGGAAACCGAGCAGUAGCUUGAGUCCUCCUCCAGUGGAAGUCCAGACCAACCUCAUGCCUCCGAAAAAAGUCCAGCCCGGGAUGCUGCAGUCCAGCUUGGUCCAGGCCAGCGUGGCCACAAUGCAGAACCCAAUGGGAUGUUCACUUCCUCGCCUCUCAGUUUCACGGCCUGCUAGCAUGGUAGCCAGCAUGGAGGCAGGGGCAGACGGCUCGGCACUUAUGUCCGUGAUGAAGUGGAAGACAGUGCUGGCUGUCUUCGUGGUGGUGGUGAUUUACUUAGUAGCUGGCGGUUUGGCGUUUCGAGCCUUUGAGCAGCCGUUUGAAAGAAACCAAAAGGUCACAAUUACAACUGAGAAGGCAGCGUUCCUGCAAAAGCAUCCCUGUGUAACACCAGACGAACUGGAGAUUCUUAUUAAGCACUCCAUCGACGCCUUCAGUGCUGGAGUGAGUCCUAUAGGAGACACAACGUACAACUUCAGCUACUGGGAUCUUGGCAGCGCGUUCUUCUUCGCUGGUACCGUCAUCACCACUAUAGGAUACGGGAACAUCGCUCCCAGCACAGAGGGAGGUAAAACCUUCUGCAUCCUGUAUGCUAUAUUCGGUAUCCCGCUCUUUGGCUUCCUGCUGGCUGGAGUCGGGGAUCAGCUCGGCACCAUCUUUGUAAAGACCAUCGCCAAAGUGGAGAAGAUGUUCAGGAACAAGAAUAACCAAAUCAGCCAGACUAAAAUCCGUGUGGCCUCGACGUUACUCUUCAUCCUGGCUGGCUGCAUCGUCUUCGUCACAAUCCCUGCUGUUAUUUUCAAAGAAAUUGAAGAAUGGACGGCACUCGAUGCGAUUUAUUUUGUUGUUAUCACACUAACAACUGUUGGCAUCGGAGAUUACGUUGCAGGCGGAAACAGAGAAAAAGAAUAUUAUAACUGGUAUAAGCCACUGGUUUGGUUCUGGAUCCUGGUUGGUCUGGCCUACUUCGCUGCUGUACUGAGUAUGAUCGGAGACUGGCUAAGAGUCCUGUCCAAAAAGACAAAAGAGGAGGUUGGCGAAUUUAAAGCUCAUGCUGCUGAGUGGAAAGCAAACGUCCGGGCCGAGUUCAGAGAAACGAGACGUCGCCUCAGUGUUGAGGUUCACGAUAAGCUUCAACGUGCCGCUACGAUUCGCAACAUGGAGCGUCGACAGCUUGGAUUGGACCAGCGUGCUCAAUCCCUCGACAUCUUAAGUCAUCCUAACGAGCGACGAUCCGCAAACUUCAACAUGCUGGAUGCAGCAACUAACUUUAAGACGUCGUCGCAGGAGAGCAUCAAUGCAAAGCUAAAUGACAACAUCUUUAAUCGGUUCGGCUCUGUCAGCAAACUGGCCAAACGGGGCAAGAACAAGGAGCUGAAGAAGAACAUUCCAGGAGAUGGACGGAAAACAGGCAGUGAGGAGAAGAAAGAGAUGGAAGAGGAAGAGUUGGAGAAGGAGGUCAACACCAGUCUAUCUGAUCUGCCGUUGUUCGUCGAGAGCCCAAAAUCACAGAAUGGAUUCAUGCUUGUCCCGGAAAAGACCAAAGAAAUAGAAGAAGAAGAGGGAGAAGGAGAAAAGGAGGAAGAGUUAGAAAAAGAAGGGAAAGUAGAAAAAUUUGAGUUUCAGGUAGAAAUGGACAUCUAGAUGGGAGAGAAAAACAUCUUUUCUUGAAAACUACAAGUGCCUUAUUUCUCAUUGAUGCUGAUGGGAAAAUUGUAACAUCCCAUUUUAAUGUUGGUGAAACUUUUCACUGUGUCCUGAUAACUUGAUUUACAAAAAAAAAAUUAUAUAUCAUCUGACAGAUCAAUAAAAGCAAAGUAGUUCUUGAACAAGAAUCCUAGCAAAGUUUCAACGAGCGAACUGUAGCCAAUUAAAGUGAAAGAAAAGACGGAGUGUUGAUACUGUGCGCUUUCUACAGUGAACUUACAGUAUACAUAUAAAUUCAGAAUGCAGAAGGAAAUAAAGGACAAAACAUAUUUGAAACUCCACAAUAUACAUUAGGCAUGGGCUGAUAUAAAAGUUUAAACUGUGAUAUUACCUAAAGCAAUUAAGGAUGUGUCAUGGUAUCACAUAGAACAUGUCUUCCAUUCUGGCAUCUUCUUUAGUAGUCACAUUGUUCAAGUGUCCCAGUUUCAUUAGGCAGGGUUUUUAACGAUUUUUAACUUUUGAUAUUUCAUAUGUCAUCAUAUGUCAUAUAUCAUAUUUAAUCCACUGCUGGUUGUUCACUAAUUUAUUGGAUUAUAUGAAGACAGAUCUAGGACUAGCACCUAUUUUUUGGUGCCAUACACAACUAGGCAGGUCUUUGUUCAAUAAGGUGAGUAGCUGUCUAUCCACUAUACAGUGAGGAUAUAUAAUGUAACGUCACUUAGUAACUUUGGCCUGAGAAUGAAUUAAAGCAAUGAACAAACACAUACGCAUUUUGGUUUUAUGCGAUAAAAUUUAUGUUUAUAUGGCAAAGUGAGAAUGCAAAGCUAAAAGUGGGAAAUGAACAAAGUUAGUUAAAGAAUCAAUGUUGUUUAUUAAUGUUAAAGUCUUUCAAAUCCAAAAUGUGAAAAUUUCAAGACUUUUUACUUCUGUGAUAUUCUCACAAGCAGGAGGAUCGAAAUUGGAAAACAACAUGGGCCAAAGUAUUGCUAAAGUGAAACAGGAAAUGGGUGGGACUAUCAGGUGGUCAGUUAAAAUGAAAGAGUUCAAUAAUUAUCAGACCUGUCAAUCAUUUCAUACAUUUUUUUUAUAAUGAAAGAAGACUGUUUUGUACUACUGGACUACUGUUUUGUAGUGAUAAUUAGAUGAUUUAAAAGGUGAAAAAAGUCGGAAGGGCUGGAGUACACGAUGGUAAAUAAAUUAUAACUAAUUAUUAUAACAUAACUUAUGAUUAUUUCAUGCCUAAUGUAUAUUUCUUACAAAUCAUAUUGCCCAAAGGUAGCAUUGAUAAUUGGAUGAAAUUCUAAAAUUUGUAACCCAAUGACGUAUGUGCAUGAUCUUGGAUUUUUAUUCUCCUCUUUAAAAACAUAACUGAUGUCCAUUUUCAUGACUAAUGAGAUCUCAGGGCUUAGAGUCCAUCCUACAUAACUGAACACACGGUCAGAAGCAAAUGUCUGAGAGCAAAGGUUUCUGAUUUUGUCAGUUUAUACUCAAUUUUCUUUCCAUGUUUCACCUAGACUCCCUUGAUUCAGUAAUGUGGAUAUGAUUGAUGUGCGAGUGCAGCCAGAUGAGAGAGAGGACUUGUUUAUAGCUGCUUUAAUGUUAAAAGGCAGAACAGCAACUGAUGUUCUGCAAGAUUAAAUGUAAUGGUCAUCUUUGGGGUAACAACACCUUAAUCAAACCACUUUUUGAAUAGCUGAUGAAACCCAAACUAGUGCACUCAGACAUUCGUCUAGACUGUGUGGACACUCCACCGAAGUCACCGUUCAUUGCACAUGUUUUUGACAACGGAGUGGAAUUGAAGCCAUAGUGUCAAAAAUAUGAUCAGAUCAGGAUUGAUGAUGCACUUUUUGAGUCGGUUAAAGAAUGGCCAAAGAUCAAAUGUUCACGGUGUCCCCUUUACUCUAAAAUACUCACAGUGUUACCCGUGUGGCUGUACACUUUACUAAACUGUCAGCACCAUUAGCAUCUUAACAGAUCAUGUGCGGUAAAGUGAACAUGGUGAACAUUCCAGUUUUGGCUCAAGUUUCACUUCACGCUUUGAUUUAAACACAUCCUCAUUAACACUUAAGCACUUUCCCAAGCUGAAAAGCUUCCUGUGUUUUAUUGAGUUUGCAAAAAAAAGUGAAGCUGUCCUAAUACAUGCCUUCUGUGUGUAAAAAUACAGUAUAUGUGUGUGUGUCUGAUGUGUGUGUGUGUAUGUUGUCUAAGAGAUCUAACUAUGAUUCCCUUGCAUAAGUAGGCAUGUGUCAAUGUUUCAUUCGCCUCAUCCCAGUAGAUCAUGGUUUACGAUAUGAUCACAAUGUUCUGAUGUUCCGGUUCUGAUCCAGAGUAAACACAGAGGAAUGAUGAUAUUUUGUCUACAUUAAGAGUAUCGUGUGUGUUGAAUAUCAUGAUGUAUCGUGUAAGCGAUUAUUGGCACAUGCCUAUGCAAUACCUCACUAUCGCAAUCCUUCGCACAUGUGCUCGUUGCUCAGCUUUACACACCUGACGUGCUCUUCUCUUCUCGUUCGCAGUAGUCUAGUGUGAAUGCAGCAAAAAGACUAAAUGUUUGUCAUGAAGAUGAUGCUAUGAAGAUUUUAAAAAAUGUUCAAAGCAUUUUAAAAUAAACAAACAAACAAAAAAAGAAUGUAAAGAUAUGGAAUCUAAAAGCAUGCCUUUUGUGCUAAUAUAUUAUGGUAUGGUAUUGAGUGUACUGCUAUGUGCUUCUGAAAAAUGAGCGUUUAGCAGCGUGAUGAGUUUAUCAAGUUAAACGCUGAAUGUCCUCCGUUUUAAAAAUCUAUAUACAAAUUUUAAAAGUUGUGCAAUGAAAUUGUGCAUAAUAGACUUGUGCAAGCAUUACUUUCA
This is a messenger RNA of Clarias gariepinus (North African catfish), 4838 nucleotides long. It is a transcript of the gene kcnk10a, whose product is annotated as potassium channel, subfamily K, member 10a. NCBI's taxonomy places the organism in Eukaryota, Metazoa, Chordata, Actinopteri, Siluriformes, Clariidae. Gene Ontology annotation, biological process: stabilization of membrane potential; potassium ion transmembrane transport. The record is from RefSeq and is a predicted model, not a curated record. Gene Ontology annotation, molecular function: potassium ion leak channel activity. Gene Ontology annotation, cellular component: membrane. The transcript has 7 exons. Bases 324 to 1991 code for a protein of 555 amino acids.